AAAAUUCCACAAUAAAAAUAACAUUAUUCAAUUGAAUUUUUCCAUCUCGAUUAAAGUGAAGAAAUUGUCUUGACAGUUUCAGUUUCAAUAUUUAUUUCAAAAGGAUACUUAUCCUCAAACCCAUAAGUCGUUUUCCAGCUGGAAAAACUGAUUUCCUUACCUUCAACCUAAAUAUUUCAUGCAAGAACGAACAACGAAGCAUGAGACCAUACAGGAAUGAAAGUAAAUGGAAUUUAACCCUAUAAUACAAGAAGACGUUGCAAGGUGUCUCCAUCUUGACGUGAAAUUGAAUACCCGACAGAUUACCUGUUCACUAGGGGUUGAUGUGACAGUUGAACUGUCAUAUCGAUCUGGAAAGUUUACGCCAGAAUUUUUAUGAACGACAUCGUUGCCAUAGCAAAGCUUCUGCAUCGUUACUGGCAAUGUGACGUCACUCGCACCACGAAGUCUAGCAAGGUAUAGGGGUUGCAGAAUUGCGUCUUCCGCGCACGCGCAAAACUCGUUGAAGUUCUCCGGGCUAUCAAACAGUGGGCGCUAAGUUCAAAAAUUCAGAGUCAAAAGUGCCGGAUGGAAGUCAAAAUCUUGAGUUGGGUUGACGUAACGAAAAAGACGUGUUAGAUCGAAGGAAAGAGGGAUAUGCUUUUGGAGUGGCUGUUCCAGUUAAGAAAUCGCGUGUGCCUCGGAAUGUGCGUCAGGUGCUUGGAUAAGCAGCAAGAGCGCCAGGGAAAAAUCGAAAAAUUAUCAGGAAAAUACAGCAAUAAAUGAAGACCAAUAUUCCGUAUGAUUUUACCAGGAUUUUCAUUCGUAACAAACACAGUUGACGUUAGUAAUGUUUUUGGUCUCAAAAGUUGUGCAAACUGAGUACAAGGUAUCGUGGGGGCCUAGGAGUGAAAAGAAAUGUCCGUCGUCUCUGACUCAUUUUCCGAAGAGGAGCGAAGCUUAUUCCGUCCAUUCACAAGAGAGUCGUUGGCAGUUAUACAAGCUCGAAUCGCAGAAGAACAUGCUAAACAGAAGGAGCUCGAAAAGAAAAGAGCUGAGGGAGAGACAGGCUUUGGACGUGGCACAAAGAAAAAAGAAAUUCGGUAUGAAGACGAGGACGAAGAUGAAGGUCCACAGCCCGAUCCAACACUGGAGCAGGGCUUGCCACUACCGGUACGUUUGCACGGGAGUUUUCCACCAGAAUUAUCGAGUACCCCGCUCGAAGACAUCGACCCUUUUUAUCACAACCAAAUGACUUUCGUAGUAGUUAGUAAAGGAAAGGAUAUAUUCCGAUUCAGCGCAACAAAUGCUAUGUGGAUGCUUAAUCCAUUCAAUCCUAUACGCCGGGUAGCCAUUUAUAUUUUAGUGCAUCCUUUAUUUUCUCUCUUCAUCAUCACCACCAUCCUUGUCAACUGCAUCCUCAUGAUAAUGCCCACAACACCAACAGUUGAAUCUACCGAGGUGAUAUUUACUGGUAUUUAUACAUUCGAGUCAGCAGUCAAGGUGAUGGCCAGAGGUUUUAUACUUCAACCGUUCACCUACCUUAGAGAUGCAUGGAACUGGCUAGACUUCGUAGUCAUAGCUUUAGCCUAUGUUACUAUGGGCAUAGACCUUGGAAAUCUUGCUGCCUUGAGAACUUUUAGGGUACUUCGAGCAUUGAAAACUGUAGCCAUAGUUCCAGGUCUGAAAACAAUCGUUGGUGCUGUAAUAGAAUCAGUGAAAAAUCUACGGGAUGUGAUAAUUUUAACGAUGUUUUCCCUUUCUGUUUUUGCGCUUAUGGGUUUGCAAAUUUAUAUGGGUGUACUGACUCAGAAAUGUAUAAAAAAUUUUCCAAUGGAUGGCUCCUGGGGAAAUCUCACAGAUGAAAAUUGGGAUAGAUUCAUGUCAAAUGAGACCAAUUGGUUCUUUGAUGAGGUGAAGGGAGAGAUACCAUUAUGUGGGAAUUCCUCAGGAGCCGGACAAUGCAAACCAGGUUAUACGUGUUUACAAGGAUAUGGAGACAACCCUAACUAUGGUUACACAAGUUUCGACACGUUUGGUUGGGCCUUCCUUUCCGCUUUCAGACUGAUGACUCAAGAUUAUUGGGAAAAUUUGUAUCAACUGGUAUUGAGAUCAGCAGGACCCUGGCACAUGUUAUUCUUUAUCGUUAUCAUAUUCUUAGGUUCGUUUUAUUUGGUUAAUUUGAUAUUGGCCAUCGUCGCAAUGUCUUAUGAUGAAUUACAAAAGAAGGCAGAAGAGGAGGAAGCUGCUGAAGAAGAAGCAAUUAGGGAAGCAGAAAACAAAGCACAAGAAAAGGCUAACAGGGCCGGAGCUAGGGCAGCAGCAGCACAACAAGCAGCAGAUGAUGCAGCUGCAGCAGCCGCAGCUGCUGCUGCCGGCUUCACCAAGUCUCCUUCUGAUUUCUCAGACCACAGUUACGAACUCUUUGUUGGUCAAGAGAAAGGAUACGAUGACAACAACAAGGAAAGAAUAAGCAUUAGAUCUGAAGGAUUAGAUUCUGUGAGUGAACAAAGAAGAAUCCCUACCAAUCCAAACAAGAUGCGGAAAGUCAGCGCUGCAAGCCUAAGUCUUCCAGGCUCACCAUUCAAUCUUCGUCGUGGUUCACGUGGUAGCCAUCAAUUUACCAUGAGAACUAAUAGAAGAAUGGUAGCACCACCUAGUGAUCGAAAGCCUUUAGUUUUGUCAACAUACCUGGAUGCACAAGAACAUUUGCCUUAUGCCGAUGACUCCAAUGCAGUCACACCUAUGAGUGAAGAAAAUGGUGCUAUGGUCGUUCCAUUAUAUUACACGAAUCUUGGUUCCCGACAUUCAUCUUAUACCUCGCACGCGUCGCGCAUGUCAUAUACUUCCCAUGGUGAUCUACUUGGAGGUUUUGGAAGCAAUGGCAAAGUCAUGACUAAAGAAAGUCAACUCAGGGGUCGAUCUAAGAGAAAUGGACCUACGUCCACCAAUAAUUACACAGAGCUAGCUCAGAAAACACACAGAGGCGAUUAUGAUGGACCAACUGGGCAGCUAUGUGAAAAUAAGCUGAAAGACAAUCCUUUUGUUGAUUCUUCUCAACAACAAACCAUGGUCGAUAUGAAAGAUGUUAUGGUCUUGAAUGAUAUUAUAGAGCAAGCUGCUGGACAGCAAAGUGUGGCAAGUGAACACGGAGUUUCUGUUUAUUAUUUCUCAGCCAAAGAUGACGAUGAGGAAGAAGAACCAACGUUCCGAGAACGUUUUCUAGAAACAGCUAUCAAGGUUAUCGAUAUGUUUUGUGUUUGGGACUGUUGUUGGUGUUGGCUUCAGAUACAAAAAUAUGUAGCCCUUGUUGUUUUUGAUCCAUUUGUUGAACUGUUCAUCACCCUAUGCAUUGUCGUAAAUACAUUGUUCAUGGCGCUGGAUCACCAUGAUAUGGACAAAGAUCUUGACAAGGCAUUGAAGAGUGGAAACUAUUUCUUUACGGCUACAUUUAUGAUUGAAGCAACGAUGAAGCUGAUAGCUAUGAGUCCAAAAUAUUAUUUUCAAGAAGGAUGGAAUAUAUUCGACUUUAUUAUUGUAGCUUUAUCUCUAUUGGAAUUGGGUUUAGAAGGUGUCCAGGGUUUGUCUGUAUUACGUUCAUUCAGAUUGUUGAGGGUCUUCAAAUUGGCAAAGUCUUGGCCAACAUUGAAUUUACUUAUUUCCAUCAUGGGAAGAACUAUGGGUGCUUUAGGUAAUCUAACAUUUGUGCUGUGUAUCAUUAUUUUCAUCUUUGCCGUCAUGGGUAUGCAGUUAUUCGGUAAAAACUAUACAGAUAAUAUGGAUCGGUUUCCUGAUGGAGAUCUUCCAAGAUGGAAUUUUACCGAUUUCAUGCAUUCCUUUAUGAUAGUAUUCAGAGUGUUGUGUGGAGAAUGGAUAGAAUCAAUGUGGGAUUGUAUGCUUGUUGGAGAUGUAUCUUGUAUACCUUUUUUUCUCGCUACAGUUGUUAUUGGGAAUCUUGUGGUGCUCAACCUCUUCUUAGCCUUGCUUUUGAGUAACUUUGGAUCGUCCAAUUUGUCUGCUCCUACAGCUGACAAUGAUACCAAUAAAAUAGCAGAGGCUUUUGACAGAAUAGGACGAUUUAUUGGUUGGAUCAAGGGUAGCGUUUCACAUAUCGCUAAAGUGAUAAGGUUCAAGCUUACGAAUCAAAUAAGUGAUCAGCCUCCAGGUGAGGGACCAUCCAACAGUUGGAAACAAGAUGCAAGGGAUGGAGUUCUCGAAAUGUCAGGUGACGAGAUUCUAGCCGAUGGUAUGAUCUUCAAAAAUAAGAAAAGCACAAAAGAUCGGCUAGAAGUCACCAUUGGAGAUGGCAUGGAAUUCACAAUACAUGGCGACUCCAAAACGAACUUCAGAAAAGGCAAAAAUAAUAUCAAUAACAAAAUGAAAGCAAUAGGUAACUCCAUUUUGGAACAUGGUGAUUUAUUUGCCAAUUUAGAUGACGAUGAAAUUAGUAUCAAAUCCUAUGGAAGUCAUAAACAUAGGUUCAAGGAAGAGAGCCAUAAAGGCAGUGCAGAUGUAUUAGACGAUCAUGAGGAGAAAAGAGAUGCCUGUAAAGAAGAAUUGGGUAUCGAUGAAGAUGCAGAUGAAGAAGAAUGCGAUUGUGAAGGACCUCUGGAUGAGGAUCUCAUAAUAGACGCGGCUACAGAAGACAUUAUACUGGACGAGUAUUCAGCGGACUGUUUUCCUGAAAAUUGUUAUAAAAGAUUCCCAUUCUUGGCAGGUGACGAAGACUCACCUUUCUGGCAAGGAUGGGCAAAUUUAAGAUUCAAAACGUUCGAACUUAUCGAAAAUACGUAUUUUGAAACGGCUGUUAUCACUAUGAUUUUACUAAGCAGUUUGGCGUUAGCUUUAGAAGACGUACAUUUACAGCACAGGCCUAUAUUACAAGAUAUCCUUUAUUACAUGGAUAGAAUUUUCACAGUUAUAUUUUUCUUCGAGAUGUUGAUCAAGUGGUUAGCACUUGGGUUCCAGAAAUAUUUCACAAACGCAUGGUGCUGGCUGGAUUUUAUAAUUGUUAUGGUAUCGUUGAUAAAUUUUGUGGCAUCCUUAUGUGGUGCUGGAGGUAUUCAAGCCUUCAAAACAAUGAGAACACUCAGGGCAUUGAGGCCAUUACGCGCCAUGUCCAGAAUGCAAGGUAUGAGAGUGGUGGUCAACGCCUUGGUACAAGCCAUACCAUCUAUUUUCAAUGUGCUGUUGGUAUGCUUGAUAUUCUGGUUGAUAUUUGCCAUCAUGGGGGUACAGCUUUUUGCAGGGAAAUACUUCAAGUGUGUAGAUGCAAAUAAAACAUCGUUGAGCUACGAAAUCAUACCAGACUACAACGCUUGUGUAGCUGAAAAUUACACUUGGCUCAAUUCACCUAUGAACUUCGACCACGUGGGGAAGGCUUAUCUGUGUCUCUUUCAAGUAGCCACCUUCAAAGGGUGGAUACAGAUCAUGAACGAUGCGAUAGAUUCUAGAGAAGCUUUAAAACAACCAAUCAGAGAAACCAAUAUUUACAUGUACCUGUAUUUUGUAUUCUUCAUUAUAUUCGGCUCGUUCUUCACUCUCAACCUGUUUAUAGGAGUAAUUAUCGACAACUUCAAUGAGCAGAAAAAGAAGGCAGGAGGAUCCCUAGAGAUGUUCAUGACUGAAGAUCAGAAGAAAUACUACAAUGCCAUGAAGAAAAUGGGCUCGAAGAAACCGAUGAAGGCAAUUCCAAGGCCUAGGUGGAGGCCACAAGCCAUCGUGUUUGAGAUAGUGACGAACAAGAAGUUCGACAUGUUCAUAAUGUUGUUCAUCGGACUGAACAUGUUGACAAUGACGAUGGAUCAUUACCAGCAAGAAGUUACAUUCACAAAGGUGCUAGAUGCACUCAAUAUGAUAUUUAUAGUUAUAUUCAGUACAGAGUGCCUCAUGAAAAUAUUUGCUCUUCGUUAUCAUUAUUUUACGGAACCAUGGAACUUAUUCGAUUCAGUGGUAGUGAUAUUAUCAAUAUUGGGACUGGUACUGAGCGAUUUGAUUGAGAAAUAUUUUGUGUCACCUACACUUCUUCGAGUGGUUCGUGUAGCUAAAGUAGGUCGUGUUUUGCGAUUGGUCAAAGGAGCAAAGGGCAUUCGCACAUUGCUUUUUGCGUUAGCUAUGUCACUGCCUGCACUGUUCAACAUUUGUUUACUGCUGUUCCUGGUCAUGUUUAUUUUUGCCAUUUUCGGGAUGUCUUUCUUCAUGAACGUCAAGGAUAAGAGUGGCCUCGACGACGUGUACAACUUCAAGACUUUCGGACAAUCGAUGAUCCUCCUAUUUCAGAUGUCCACAUCGGCAGGUUGGGAUGGAGUCCUAGAUGGCAUCAUAAACGAAGAGGACUGCAAACUGCCAGACAACGAGAUAGGCGAAACAGGAAACUGCGGAAAUUCGACAAUAGGCAUCGCUUUCCUGCUCAGUUACCUUGUGAUUUCGUUCUUGAUCGUUAUAAACAUGUACAUCGCAGUGAUAUUGGAGAAUUACUCACAAGCAACGGAAGACGUGCAAGAAGGUUUGACAGAUGACGAUUACGAUAUGUAUUAUGAAAUUUGGCAACAGUUCGAUCCAGAUGGGACUCAAUACAUUCGUUACGAUCAAUUGUCUGACUUUCUGGAUGUGCUUGAGCCACCCUUGCAAAUUCACAAACCAAACAAAUACAAGAUAGUUUCGAUGGAUAUACCAAUUUGCAAGGGUGAUCUCAUGUUCUGUGUAGAUAUUCUAGAUGCUCUUACGAAAGACUUCUUCGCACGUAAAGGUAAUGCGAUUGAAGAGACGGCUGAAUUAAAUGAAGUGCAAUCUAAACCCAACGAACAAGGCUACGAGCCUGUAAGUUCCACAUGUUGGAGGCAGAGGGAAGAAUAUUGCGCUAGACUGAUUCAGAACGCUUGGCGGAAGCACAAGCAGAAUAGAGGUGAUGGACCAACCAAUCGUUCAGACGAUUCAGGUGCCGACAGCAAGUCUGAAGGUGAUGGAGAGCUUGAAGGUCGCCAGACUGCUGUUCUCGUUGAGAGCGAUGGGUUCAUCACAAAAAACGGCCACAAAGUCGUGCUUCAUAGUAGGACUCCAAGUAUCAGCUCACGAUCUGCUGAUGUUUGAGAAAGGCCUCGCCCCUCCCUGACCUUCUCUUAGCCAGGUCUAUACACCCAAGUGACCACAGAAUAGUUUAUCCUGGACAAAUUUGUAUGAUUUUAUACAUCGAAUAUAAUGUGCAAUAUUUCAUACCCUUCUAGCGUUGUGUUGUUUUUCAACUAAUCGGCGAAUUCGUCCAAGAUAAAUUGUGGCAACAGUUUGUGCUGUGUAGUUUGAUGAAGAAGGUAUCUCUUUCCUUUUCAACAGUUAUAAUUCAGACAGUCGUUGAUCACUGAGACAGUUAAAUUUUAUCAGUACGCAACACCUCUACAACCUCAUACACAAAACACAACAAGAAAGGUACAAGGAUCACCUUUUCAGUUCAGUUCAUUAAAGCAAUCAGAAUAAUCAUUCAGUUGGUCAGCCUGAAGUAGCAACUCACAUAACAUAAACAAUUUAUUCCUUCCUUAUUGUUUCAUGAUUAACAUAACAUCAUUCUUAUUCCGAAACAUUAGGAAUGUAAAAGUCAAUUCUUUUUUAUUGCUUUGAAUUUUUUGCAUGGUCAAAAAAUGUUUUGUACAUAUACACUAUUUGUCAUCUUAUUCCACUAUGUCGGAUAAAGAAUUCUGGAUGUUGUUGAAAGAUUGGCGCAAAAGAAACACGAUAUGAAAACCAAGAAUACAUUGGAUUGAACAGUUCCCAAGUAUUUCCAUUAGUUUCUUCGUUUCAAGGAUGGUUACAUGCGUCAAUUUUUCAAUCGAUAUCAAGCUAACAAAGUAACAUAUUCAACACAACUGAGAGAUGGAGCACAACAUUAAAGCAAUUUUGAAGAGGACUGAUAAAUUUAUAUCGAAUUGUAUGAUAGUUAUGGUGCUUUCUUCAACUGCUAUUUAUAUAUCAAAGCUAUCUUCACUUACUACAUGACUUACUUAAAUAACGGAAGGAGGGGCGAACGAAGAACAUUGCAAAUUUAUCAAAUUAUGCCUACCACAAUAGUUAUAUUUACACAGUGUUAUGCGUGACAUUUUUCGAAUAACUGCUAGCACAACCUCUGGACUAUUUCUAAAGAUGUGUGCUUAACUUUUAUUUAGCAUUCGAUGAGGUUAACACCAAUAAGCACAAAUCAUUUUUGAAUUAAAUCGCAUUUGUAGCAACAUAGAAAAAGGUGGAAGCCUAAAAUAUAAACUUCAUUUCUUUAAAAAAAAAUGUCACUCAUAUAUUUUCGAAAAUAAUUUCAUCAUAAUUAAGCCACGUUUAUAAAACUUUUUACGCCCCUGUUGUUUGAUAUUUUCGGUGGCGAUACAAAUUUUAUUCGUUUUUUCUAUUCACUGAUUGUUGAGAGAAGUGCUAUUUUUCCCAGAUAGCAUGUUUCGCAUGAGUUUUUACAAUUUUAUUCAGCACACGAAGCAGCUUGAUGGAUAUUGAAACUGUUUUUUAGGUUGUAUAUUUCAGUAAUUAUUUACUGGAAGAAUAGGAAGGCUAGUUGAAAACGAUAUAUCGUUAUUAAAACAAUUAGUAUACAUUUCAUUCAAAGUUAUAUACUUUGCAUAUAGAUCAAUGAUUGUUGCUGUAGCAUUCGAUGUAAUAUCAAAUUACCACAGAAAUUCAUUAUAGAAAAACAAAUAAUAGAUAUAGCCUCAAAACGAAGCCAGUGUGAAAAUAAAAAGAAAACAUCUAGUGUUGCAGUAACAAAACUACAGUUAUUUGUAUACUUUUCUUUAUGGAAAUAAUUUUAAGUGAGUGAUAACCAAUCACGAACAUUAUAAAAACUAUAAGAUCAAAUUACUUCGUCUUAUUUAGUAGGCAAGAAAUAUUCUUCACCUUUGAAAAUAGCCGAAAAAAUGUUGAUAGGUUCGAUUUUUGUUUUAUAUGUUUCUCAAGUAUCAAGUGGUUAAACUAUGUGUAUGUAUAUUUAGUGAAAAUUUUUGUUUCACCAACAAUUCAAAAUUCUAGGUUUCCGUUAUAAAGCAGUUCAUAAAAUCGGAAGGAUAUUUCUUGUUUGUCUUUAGAGGGUAGAAGCUGCAAAUUUUAUUUUCGGAUACAUCUGAAACCUUCCCCAGAAUCUUUAAAGAAUAUAUACACAUUUAUCAUUGAGAUUUUUGUUAGUGUAAAAGAUACUUGUUGUUUAAAUGAAUAACAAUCGUUUUAAGAGUGUUAUCAUUUUUCAUUUUUAAGUUAACUUGAAAAAUAACAAAAUAUUUCAAACUACAUGGUGCUGUGAAAAAAUUUUUGUGUGUUAUAUUUGAAAUCUAAAUAGUAUGGUCAUUACUAAUUUUACUGAAACUUGAAUUGGUAUAUGACCUCAUUCAUAAACAAUGUAAUUCUUUUCGAGUAGGUAUUAAAAAUGGAAAUUUCAGGGGAGAUUCAACUGUUAACAAAAACUUCCAAAAUGUGUUAAUUCUAGCAUUUAUUGCUAUGAUAUGACACAAAUAGAAAUAAAAUGAUGGCAAACAUGGCACUAUGCACUAUUAUGUGAAUGGACUAAUUGCUCAAUUGUAUUUCCAAUUUGAAGCAGUUGAUUAUUUUCAUUGAUAUUGAAUGUUUCAAUAAAACAUUAACUACAUAAUGGUGCAUAAUCAGCAUGUUCUAUUUGAUGAUUCUGUAUAAUACGACAAUUUUAGCUGGAAGACUAAAGUAAUAUCAACCUGAAACAUUUUCAUAUUAUAAUAUCGAAUAUAGAUUGCUUCAGCUAUUUUUGUCAACCAAUAAAUUCUUAUCAGCUAUAAGAUGGAAAGUGUCAAACAGAAGCUUGGUGAAAAAUUAAAUCUCUUAAUAUUCUUUUCAAUAAAUUAUAAGCACAUCAUAUAAAAUUAAUCUGUAAGGAUAUGAUUCCGAUCAGCUAUGUUAAGACUUGAAGCUUGAAUUUUCAGUUUAGAAAAACUUCUGAGGAUAUUUUUUAUAUUUAUCCAUCUGUACUUUUGACUAUGAUAGAAAUGUAGGAGAGAAUAUUUCAUCUGGCUCUUUGAUAACAAGAAAAUAUCUAUUAUUAAAAUUAAAGCUUUGAAAAUCAAAUUGUGCAAUAACACGUCUCUUCAGAUCAAACCUUCCAUUUCAUCAUAGUCAAGAAAUAAAAUAUAGAAAAUAAAUCCCAAUUCAACUGAUCUAAAGAUUAUUUUGAUGAAAGAUACAGAGGUGCCUUUCGAUAAUGAACUUAAUGAUAAUAUGUCAAAGUUUAUUUAUCUGGUUUAUAGGACAAACAUUAGCUUGACGUCAAGAGGCAAAAAAAUAAUCAUUCUUAGGAUCCUAUUGAAAUUAUAGAAACUCUCUUAUGCUUAUUAAAAAAAUAAAAAUCAGUUCCUUAUCUAGCGAUCCAGUUAUAAUUUUUAAGUGAAUGAAAUUAAAAAAUAGGAAAAUAUUGUGCCCAGCCUCUCAAUUAAAAUAGUUGGUCGUUUGGGGCUAAUGCCCGGUAAAAGGUAAUGGACUACUUUUGAAAAGAAUAUGAGAAAAAUUUGUUAAAACUCACCUCAUUUUCUAAUGCAAUUUAGAAGUGAUGAAUGCUUAUGUCAAAGAGCAUCCCUGCUCAGUUCAUCACUUCAUUGAAUCCAUCACCACAAAAUAAAAAACUACUGCGAUUAAGAUAUAUAUGGAUACACCUCCUUUGUUAAAAAAUAAUCCACUGUUGAAAAUUUACAAUUGUUUCCAAGUGUCCAUUCAUAAAUCUAAAAAAAGGCUAUGAAACUAAAGCUAUUCACCCAAAAACACAAGGUUAACAUUCUGCACAUGUCUGUAUUUGUGCUUUUUCAUAUUUUGCAUAAAUUUUUCACUCGUGAGAAAUAUGUAGAUAUAUGUGUGACGUGGACAUAACAUUAUAUCUACCAUUCAAAAAGAAAAUUUAUUCAUGUAAUAUAAUAAAAAAAAACAAUAGUAUUACGACAUACAUACAUAUAAUUUUUCUAAGCAAUCGUUGUUUUUAGGGGUAGCUAUUGAUAUAUUUAAGAUUUAGUUUAUAAGCUUUGCGAAAAAUUAAAGCGAUUUCGAUUUA
Harmonia axyridis is the source of this 11023-nucleotide messenger RNA. It is a transcript of the gene para, whose product is annotated as sodium channel protein para. Lineage: Eukaryota; Metazoa; Arthropoda; Insecta; Coleoptera; Coccinellidae. Gene Ontology annotation, molecular function: calcium ion binding; voltage-gated sodium channel activity. Gene Ontology annotation, cellular component: voltage-gated sodium channel complex; plasma membrane. The coding region runs from base 898 to 7068 and encodes 2056 amino acids. The record is from RefSeq and is a predicted model, not a curated record. The transcript is spliced from 32 exons. Gene Ontology annotation, biological process: neuronal action potential; sodium ion transmembrane transport; membrane depolarization during action potential.